CGUUUCCGCUUUCUUUAGCGUCACAGUUAGUUGUGAAAAAACGGUUAAUGCAUGUCGUUCUAGAACCAUGGAUGAAUUUCGUCGGUUUUUAACUGAUUGCAAAUGGUUAGAUAACUUAGCUCCAAACAUCGUUUCCGAAAUAGAAAGUUUUCUCUGUUCUUUGCAGACUAAAGCAGAUGAAUGGAAGGAAAAGUUCGAAGUACAUCGCUGUACUUGCGAGCAACAAUAUUUUGAACUAGAAAAACAAUUAAUCACAGCAAACUCUCAGUUAGAAACUCAGAAUGAAUCUACGAAGGAUUUGAAUGGAAAAUAUGAAGAGCUAGAAAACAGAUAUAAAGUAUCUUCUACAAAGUUAAAGGACCUACAAAAUGAACAAGAAGAGUUCCUCACCUUAAAGAUUCAACUUAGUAAAUCAAAUGAACAAUUGGAAGCCGAGAAGAAGGAGUUGGCCAUACUACUAGAAAAGAGAUCAAAAGAAGUUGAUCGUCUAAAUGAGGAGUGUAAAGAAUUAUCAGAGAAAUUCUCUGAAGCUAAUCGAGGUAAAUCAGAAGCUCUUGCAAAAGUUGAAGAAUUCCACAGUAAUGACAUUAUUGCUAAGUACCAAAAAGAAAGAUUUUCUGAAGAGAUUAAGCAACUGAAAGGACAAGUUGACUAUCUUAAUAGUGAACUGGAGAAGAAAAUCACAGACCAGCAGAAUAUUGUUAAAGAUAAGACUGCCCAGUUGCUCAAAGUUCAAUCUGAGCUUGAUAUGAAAACUGAUGAGGCAAUGUUAUUGAAAGAAAAUAUUGAAUCACUGAAGAAUGUAAACAAUGAACAGAGAAAAAAGAUCGAAGAGUUUAAUGAAAAACUCAAAGAUGCUCGUGAUGAUCAAAUCAAAGCAGAAUUCCAGUUUCAGCAAGAAUUACAAUCACAAACAAAGUUAGUAAAUCUGUACAAGGGUUUAUCUGAAGACUCUGAGAAUAAGAUUAAGGAACUGUUGCGUGCUGUAUCUGAACUGCAGAAUCUUUUAAAAGAAGCAUCAGAAGGACGAAGCAAACUAGAAGCGAUGAAGGAUAUGGAAAAAAGCAAGUUUUUGCAGCAACUGGAAGAAAAAGAUAAAAAGACCAAAAAUCUUGAAAAUGAACUUCGUAAUGCUAAUGACCUUCUCUCAAAAUCAAAACUGUGUGGUACAGAAAUGUCUGCUGAAAGUAUAGCAUCAGUUUCGCCUACAGCUGCAGCAACGAGUAAACUACUCAAGUCUGGUAUGACACUGACACAGAUCUACAGUGAAUAUGUUCAAGCCAUUGAAGAACUACAGCUAGAGAAGGAAGAAAACAAAAGGUUGAAGAGUUACUUGGAUCAGAUUAUGCAAGAAAUUGAAGAAAAAGCCCCUAUCUUAAGGCAGCAGCGAGAAGAUUAUGAGCAAGCCUUACAUACCAUAACACAGCUUACACACAAAUUGGAUACUGCUAUGUUGGAAGGACAAAAGCUUCGUAGUGAGACUGAGGAAACGCGUAGACGUAUGACAUAUUCUCAAAGAGAAAUAAAAAGGCUGACACAACAAUCAACAGACUUGGGACAACAGGUUCAGUUUUUGCUGCGUGAAGUUGAAGAAUUACGAGGUGGACAUAUUGUAGCUAAUGAAGAAGUUUCUUCUACUGAGGUGACAAGUUCUUCACAACUUAUUUCUGAGAGAUUGGUCACAUUUAAAAGUGUCCAAGAGUUGCAAGUACAGAACCAGCGUCUUUUGGAAGUGGUUAGAAAACUUAGUGAAGACCGUGAAACAGAAGAACAGGCUGCAACGGAUGCAAAGUCACAAGAGUUAAAGCAGAGUCUUGAUAAUGCAAUGGAGGAACUGGAAGAACUUAAAACCUCCAGAACUCGUCAAGAAGAAUUAGUAGAAUCCAUUAUUCGACAAAGAGAUAUGUACCGAGUUCUGUAUCAGGAAUCUACUCAUGUUUCAAAUGUCCAGACAGCAACACCAGUACGAGGACAUGGCCGAGGCAGUUACAGGGCACGUGGAAAGUACCAGCAGACUCCUCAAAGCAUGCCUGCUACCCCUUUUAACCCUUUUAGCCCUAAUAAGGACAAAGAACUGGAAGACAUGAAGAUGGCUCUCCAAGAACUGCAAACAGAGUAUGCCACUUACAAACGAGAAAAGGGAGAGAAUGACAAGAUACUGAAUGGUCAGCUUGAAAAAUUACGUGGAGACAUUUCUGACAUGAGAGUUCAGAACACAAAACUUGCUUCACAGCUUGAUUUUGCAACUGAACGCUACAAAGUUUUGCAGAAUAACUCUGAGUGUUACCGUAAAGAGAUCAACAUCCUUAAAGAGCAAAAUAAGAAGUGCUCUACGCAAUGUGUAGAUUUAGAGAAAAAUGUUAGCGUCUUGCACUCGGAUUUGGUAACAGCUCAGUCAAGUGUGUCUCGACUUCAAGUCCGUUGUCAAAACCUGACAACUGAACGCGAUCUAUUAAAAGCGAAUGAACAACGACUUGUUCAAGAGAAAGAGAACAUGUUGAAAGAACAACACAGCCAAAAUGUAUUAUUAUCCAACUUACAAACUAUUCAGAAUAACAUGGAAAGAGUUGAAAAGGAAACCAAAUCUCGGCUGCAACAUCAAGUUGAUGUUAGAGAGAAAGAAUUGACUAACUUAAGAAGAAAGAUGGAUAAUACAGAGACUGAGUUUAAGGCAACCAUUAAAGCCUUAGAGACCAAAAUGAAUGACCUACACCGUCAGUUGGACCAAGAAGUUCAGUCUCACCAAAAGUCUAAAGACACAAUUAUUGAAAUGACACGUCGAGUAAAUACUCAGAAACAGGAAUUGGCAGCUACACAGGCAAAACUCGCAUGUGCUGAAACUAAACUCUCUAAAUCAUAUGGCAGCAUGGAAGUGAGUAGCAAUACAACUUCAUUACAAUUUAAUAUUGAUGGAGAAUCGUUAGCAGUGAAGGAUUUGCGGUCUCGCUUGAAUGACUCACAGACUGAAAUAAAAGGUUUGAAAGAACAGUUGGAAAAGAGUCGAAAACAUGUAGAUCAGUACAAAGCUAUCUCUGAAAGCCUGGAAAAUAGUUUAAAAGAUCAGAACAAGGCAAGUGAAAAUUUCAACCAAAAUGCUGAAAAGAAGUUGGAAACUCUCAAAGAAGCUAAUGAAAGCAAAGACAAAAUAAUUGAAAAACUGGAGAAAGAGAAACAGUACUUGAAUGAAGACAAUACAAAAUUAUCAGAGGAGAAACACAAAAUGGUUUCUGACCUUCGUAAGCAACUCUCAAACCUCCAGAAUGAACUACAGGAAGCUAUCCAGAGCCGAAAGACAGCCAUAAGUAAUGAGCAAGCUGCUCGGGAAGGAUAUGAGAACCAGAUUAAAUUGGCUGCAGAGGCUCAGGACAAAUAUCAAAGGGAACUUAUAUUGCAUGCUGCAGAUAUGGAAGCUCUAUCAGCAUUGAAGAAGAAUUCAGCAGAUUUUACAAAUAAAUUAGAAACUGCCAAAAAAGAGGGAGAGCAAAACUUAAAAACAUUGAAUGAGGCAAAAGCAUCAUGGGCUGAACAAGAAAGAAUAUUGAAGAGUGAAAUGAACCAAAUUGAAGGACGUUGCAAUGAUCUUGUUCACCAAAAUAAUAUUUUACAUGAACAACUUGCACAGUUAUCUGUGCAAGUAGCUCAUAUUCAAAAGUCAGCUGAGGCUUCCAGUGUCCUUAAUACUUCUCUGGAGGAGAAAGAAAAGUCGUCUGAACAACUCCUUGAGGUCAUCAGAUUUUUGCGGAAGGAAAAAGAAAUUUCUGUUGCUCGUGUCGAAGUUGCUGAGGCUGAAGUGUUGCGUAUGAAGCAGCGUCUUGAAAGUCUCCAGAAACAGUAUGAAGAGACCUGUAAGAAUCUUUCUGAAGAAAGGGAACAUUCACAGGUCAAUGUACACUCAGCCGCACAACAUGCCGAUCUAAUGCGUAAAGUAGAGAAUUUGAAUGUGUUUACUGAAAGUAAUGCAAUGCUGAGACAAGAGAAAGAAAGACUGGAACAGCAGGUGAAAGAAUUAACUUUUAAGGUUAAGAAAUUAGAAGAAGAUAUCGAUCCAUUGCUGUUAAAUUUGCGAGAAUUAACUUACCAGAAAGAAAACUUGGCAACUGAGAAAAAUAACCUGAGUGGAGAAGUUGAGAGAUGGAAAGCUCGAACAAAUCGACUUAUUGAGCAAUGUAACAAGUCUGAUCCUGAAGAACACCGCAAGAUUGUACAAGAGCGUGAGGAUUUGAAGAAGCAGAUGAUGGUUCUUAAUGAAGAAAACAUGAAGAAGAAAGCUGAACUUUCCCGGCUUAAUGCAAGUAUGAUGCGAGAUCUAAAUGCUGCUAAAGUAGAAGUUGGAAAGAAAGAGUAAGUUUAAUAAAUAUUUUUUUUUUUCCAUUUAGUUCCCAUUCAUUUG
Octopus sinensis (East Asian common octopus) is the source of this 4390-nucleotide messenger RNA. Its product is annotated as nucleoprotein TPR. The transcript has 39 exons. Bases 68 to 4345 code for a protein of 1425 amino acids. The record is from RefSeq and is a predicted model, not a curated record. Lineage: Eukaryota; Metazoa; Mollusca; Cephalopoda; Octopoda; Octopodidae. Gene Ontology annotation, molecular function: structural constituent of nuclear pore. Gene Ontology annotation, cellular component: nuclear pore. Gene Ontology annotation, biological process: protein import into nucleus; mRNA export from nucleus.